Schistosoma spindalis is the source of this 1938-nucleotide messenger RNA. The record is from the annotation of a GenBank genome assembly. Lineage: Eukaryota; Metazoa; Platyhelminthes; Trematoda; Strigeidida; Schistosomatidae.
GCUGUAAAGUCAAGGUCGUUGAAGUCAACCCUUUGAUUUGGAAGUGAUUUGUCAUUCCACCAGUUAUUUUGUGCUCGUUAAAUGUAAUGAAGCAAGCCCAUAUUUCCAUCACAAAGAGAACCCAAGUAAAUUCACAAAAGUGAGAAAAGUACUCAAGGAGUUUUCACGAAGCGAGCCGUUUACUUUAAAAUCUGGAAGGUUCUUCGAUUAUGACCAUCAGUUACACAUUAAAUUUGGAGUGUCCAUAUAAUUAUUUUACAUUUAUUGCAGUGUUCCAUUAUUAAACUAAAUACAAACUCAAAGAAUUUCAUUAUUAGAUCAGUCGUAACAUAGUUCAUUUUUCAAGCAACAACGAGAUUACGAAGCCUACCAGAGUCAGGAUAUACAUGUAUCCAGUGUAUUGGUAUUCAUAUUCCGUUACUCAGAUCUAAGCUGUACAUAUGUAACUCCACAUAAUGUCAGUCAUCAUAGUUGGAGGUGGUAUCAUGGGUGUUUCUGCUGCUUAUUAUCUAUCAAAACGGAAGAUCGACACACUAAUAAUUGAAAAAGAACAACUUGGAUCUGCAGCAUCUGGGCGAGCUGGGGGAUUUCUCGCUAAGGACUGGUGUUCUCACAACGAAAUGGAUGUUUUAGCCCAAAACGGUUUUGAUUUACACAUGGAAUUAGCAGAUGAGUUCGGUAGUGCAUGUGAUUAUAGACGUGUUAACACGUACUCUAUAUCAUUAUCUCCUGGGAAAUCUUCCGGUUCUUCAAAUUCACCAUCUUGGGUCAGUGCGAAAGUAAAAAAUUGCUCACUGAUAGGCGACUCUACAACUACUGCACAGGUACAUCCCAAAAAACUCACAGAUGAAUUAUUUCGGCGUGCUCAAUAUUUAACAAAUCAGGGAACGAAGUUGAAACUUGCCCGUGUUAUAGGACUAGAAUUUUCAACGUCGAAUACAUCAGCUCCCCAAGUUAAUGGUGUUCGAAUAAUAGAAUCAUCUACUUCAAAUUCUGAAGUUAUCCCUGCCAGUUUAGUUAUACUUACUACAGGACCGUGGUCAAAGGAAGCUGUUAGUUGGUUGCCAUCAGGAUGUUUAAAUCCUAAUAAAUUUCAUGGAAGGCGAGCUCAUAGUAUCAUAUUGAAAUCAAAAAUAGAGAAGUCUCCAAUAGAUGAUAAAUGUUUGUUCAUGGAUUAUCAAAAUUCUGAGUUCUCUUGUUCACCUGAAGUUUAUCCAAGACCUGAUAAUACAGUCUAUGUAUGUGGUCUUGGUGAUGGAGCACCUGUACCUUCUUCAAAGGACCAAGUUGAAAUUGAAUCUUGGCGUUGUAAUCGUUUAAAAGAAAUAGUUACUAGUGUAGUCCCAUCAUUAAAAGAUGCUGAGAUGAUAACAGAAUCUGCUUGUUAUUUACCGCUAGUGAGUGAUGGCUAUCCUGUUAUUGGUCAAAUUCCUGGUUUAUCCAAUGUUUAUAUUGCCACGGGUAAUUCUUGUUGGGGAAUUCUUACUGGACCUAUAUCUGGACGCCUUUUAACAGCUAUCAUUCUAAAAAAUAAUCCUAAUUUAGAACAGAGCACAAAUUCAAACGUCACUGAUCAAAUGGAGCUGGAUGAAAAAAAGGCCCAAGAUGAUUUAUUGCAACGACCCGGUAUUGAGUUGUUUAAUCCAGCAAGACUGAUAAAAUAAAUAUCUUGAUUUUUUGUAUUUUUAAGAACAGGAUCUGUUUUUGGUUUUUUCGUCUUACUUUUUUCAUCUCUAGUGGAGUUUUACAUUAAUCUGAUUGGUGUUUACGUCUGAUUCAACCAAUACUACUCACUUGUCAUGACUAAAACUUCUUUUAUUGAACCAGAUUGUUAUGACCAAAAAAUACACAUGUCUAAGUAUUCUUUCCUAAAACACUUUACCAUUGGUGAUCUUCCCAUAUUUCAGCAUUAAUAUCAUUAUUAUGCUUAUUUGUUUG